GUGUGUUUGAACACUUUCUAUCACGGGCACAAUUUGUGAAAUACCUAGGGACUACUUUCUGUACGUUGCGGCGGAACACAAAAUCACAAAGGGCAAGCGAGAAUCAGAGACAUCCAAAAUGGCGUCUACAGGUGAAGCGCUGACUCUGGAAAGAGAUGUAAGGCGGGCUAUCGAGCUGCUGGAUAACCUGCAGAAGACGGGAGACGUCCCUCCACAGAAGCUACAGGCCCUGCAGAAGGUUCUACAGUCCGAUUUCUGCAAUGCUAUCAGGGAGGUCUACGAGCAUGUCUACGAAACCGUGGACCUGACCGGCAGUCCGGAGAUCCGAGCCAACGCCACCGCGAAAGCGACGGUCGCCGCCUUCGCAGCCAGCGAGGGCCACGCACACCCCCGCGUCGUGGAGCUGCCGAAGACGGAGGAGGGGCUGGGCUUCAACGUCAUGGGCGGGAAGGAGCAGAACUCCCCGAUCUACAUCUCCCGAGUCAUCCCCGGCGGAGUGGCCGACAGGCACGGCGGGCUGAAGAGAGGCGACCAGCUCUUGUCCGUCAACGGAGUCAGCGUGGAGGGCGAAAACCACGAAAAGGCCGUCGAGCUGCUGAAGGCCGCCACCGGCACCGUCAAGCUGGUCGUCCGCUAUACUCCCAAGGUCCUGGAGGAGAUGGAGGCCCGCUUCGAGAAGAUGCGAAACCACCGCCGCGGACGCAGGCCAAUGGAAUGUUAGAUCAUCAUGCAUGCUGAAUUUUCUACGAGGACUUUUAGAGAAAGGACUUCUAGAAUUUUGUCACAUUUAAAUGUUAGAGUUGAUGCAAGUCUGGAAUACAUAUUGUACUAUCGUAAGAAAACAAAGUGGUAGCACCAAUUACAAUGAUUCACAGUUUACAUUUACAUAUAGUUCACAUAAUUUAGAACUUGAGUGUUAUUAUUAAUAUUGAGGAAUAUGGCUAUCAGACUUAGAAUCAUUCCUAUUUUGAAAUUGGAGAUUGUCGUGUGAACUAGAUGAAUGGAAUAAGCUAGAAUGAGGGCACUACUGGCUAAUAGUGCCAAGAGAGAAGGAAUAUAAUGUCAAUCAUGAAAAUGCCUCUAAAUAGCAAUUUAGUAGUGCUGGUCAACUUUGCCCUGAUAGGUGGUCCCAUCCUUAAUGCACCAAUCGCAGAAAUAAGCUCUUAAAACAGUUACAAAUUGUGUUGUAAGGACCAGGGUAUGGUGUUAUCAGACAGUUAUCCACUAUAACUGUGUUUAACAAAUUCAGAAAGCAGCAAGUGGUUAGUGAAUCCAAAAUUAUAACUGCUGCCUUUUUUCUUGCUGUGCAAAGAUAAUAGCACAAGGCACUCCUUUUUACAAUGUCCCAGCAAUUAAAAAUGUCCCAGACAACUGUACCCCACAAUUACAUGUAUUUUCAGCCUAGGAUGGACCUGUUAGACCAGGCUAUUAAAAUUGCUGUGAGAAGCUGCAACAAAAAAUACUGAAAUGAUUUUUUAUCCCAAGAAUUCUUUACCUAUGUAUACAGGACUUUUUUGUGUGUUUGAAUUCAAUUGCAUCAGAUAUGUCAGUGAUUUUAAGAAGUGGUUACAUGCUGUAUUCCUAGUCAACAAAAUGCCUUUAGCUGAAGCAUGUAGGGACAGUUAAGUUGUAGAGCCUCUGUUUGCUGAAUAUGUAGAUGUUGGGUAGAGAUUAACAUUAUCACUGUGCAGCUUUGGAUAAAUUCAGUCAUGACUUUCUGUGGCUUACAUCUUAAGUAGAUGUGUUGUUUUGACUCACUUUGGUGAUUUUGUAAUCGAAUCAGCCUAUGGAACCAACAUAACAUCUAACAGGUGUGCAACAAAAGGUGUUAAAACAACACCUCUACUUAGAAAUCAUGACAGUGGUUUCAUUCAUCCAUGUUUACCAGAAUGUAUGUCAGUUGCUUAGUCAUUUCUGGUGAGACUUUAAUACUGUCACUGCUUGCUACUGCUUCAUGAUUGUGUUACAAUAUUAUCACUAAUAAAUACACAAUGGUAUUAAAAAUGAGUAUGUGUGG
Branchiostoma belcheri (Belcher's lancelet) is the source of this 2017-nucleotide messenger RNA. RefSeq names its product protein lin-7 homolog C. The coding region runs from base 119 to 721 and encodes 200 amino acids. Gene Ontology annotation, molecular function: L27 domain binding. The transcript has a single exon. The record is from RefSeq and is a predicted model, not a curated record. Gene Ontology annotation, biological process: protein localization to basolateral plasma membrane; maintenance of epithelial cell apical/basal polarity; neurotransmitter secretion. NCBI's taxonomy places the organism in Eukaryota, Metazoa, Chordata, Leptocardii, Amphioxiformes, Branchiostomatidae. Gene Ontology annotation, cellular component: synapse; basolateral plasma membrane; MPP7-DLG1-LIN7 complex.